AUGUGUAAAAAAGCCAGAACAUCAACGAGGAAAGAAGAGGAUACACCUGUUGUUAUCACAGAUGCUGUCACUGCAGCUGAUGCUCAAUCAACUUCAGAUAACAAAUCACCAAAUGAUGAAAAAGCUCAAUCCGAAGCACCAAACAACCAAGAACAACAAGGUGAUGAAAAUGCAAAUACAUUCGCUGCUCCAUCUAAUCAAAGGCACCCUAUUAUCUCUCAAGUUUUGAAGAAUGCAUUAUACAGCGGGAAGGAUAGAAUGUUUAUUUUAUCACUAGAGCAAGAUUUGAUAUCAUUUAUCAAUUCUAAUGUUGAUUCAUAUUUGUUAAGACCAAUGAACUCAUACUAUAGAUUAUUAACACAUCAAACUGCGGAAUAUUAUGCAUUAGGUCAUAGUCUUCAUAACGAUGGUAUUUCAAUUUUGGUGUUUAAAAACUUUGGAGUUGAUAUCACGUUACCUGUGCUACUUGCAUCCGUCCCAUACGAUUAUUCAAUUCCUUUACAAAAUUUGCAUCCACAAUUCCAUGCUGCUCAUAUUCAACAUCAACAACAAUUUUUCCCAGCUGCUACUCCAGGCUUUAUCCCUUCUCAUAGUGGUAGUCCAAAUGCACCAGGAGCAACACCAUUUGGAUUUGUCUCACCACAACAAUUUGGUUUCCCAGUCCCACCACAAGGAAGUUUCCAGCCAUAUUCUCCGCAAUUCCAAGGUUUACCAAAUACUUCAGGACAAAUCAGUCAACCAACAAGUGCUGGAUUAGUUUCCAAGCGAACUUCUAUAUCAUCUCCAAAUGAACCUACUAAAAAGGAGUCAUCAGUACCAGCUACACCAUCUUCAGCCACAUCACAAACACAAUUCAAAUUGAUGAAGAGAACUAGUGAUGAAGCGAAUACCUCUACAAAGGAUGAAACCAACCCAGAAAAAGAAUCAAAAGAAUCAGAACAAGAUGAUGAAAAGAAAACAACUGAAGAAUCUACAGAAGGACCAGUUGCCUUAGAAUCAGAAAGAGCAUCAAGAGAAACGUUAUAUCAAAGGGCACGUGAGCGUAUCUUUCAAGAUGAAGAAGAUGAGGAGGAUGAAGAAGAACCUAUUGAAGUUAAGUCCAAUCAAAACUCAGCAUCAGUUAGCCCUGAUAUUCCAAGAGUGAUACCACAACAAUUCACUCCACAAUUUCAAUAUCCACAAGGUGUACCAAUGGGUGGUGUACCUCCACAGCCAUUUUAUUAUCCAAUUACGUCGUAUCCUCAAGGUGUUGCACCUCAAGGCAUCCCUCAAUUCCCAACAAUUGGUAAUGAAAACCUACCCUCAUCUCAAGGAUUCAUUCCAGGCCAAUAUUAUUAUGCUCCAGGAGUUUCUCCACAACAACAACAUCACCAACAUCAUCAUCAUCAGAAUCAUCAUCACCAACAUCAACCUUACAGAAAACAAAGAAACUAUAACAAUAAUGGGCAUAGAAAGAACUAUAACAACAAUUACAACAACAAUCAAGGAACUUAUUCAAAUGGUUCAGGUUAUGGAAAUGAUAGAGGACAAAGAUCAACAGAAAACUUGUCUAAUGAAUUGAAUGGUAAAUUACGAAUUGAUGACCAAGAAAGCAAAAAUGAAAAAGAUAAUUAA
Molecule: messenger RNA, 1614 nt
Organism: Hansenula anomala
Lineage: Eukaryota; Fungi; Ascomycota; Saccharomycetes; Phaffomycetales; Wickerhamomycetaceae
Gene: RBS1
Product: Rbs1p
Exons: 2
Coding region: 1-1614 (537 amino acids)
Biological process (GO): galactose metabolic process
Molecular function (GO): nucleic acid binding
Source: RefSeq, a predicted model, not a curated record